Molecule: messenger RNA, 1684 nt
Organism: Polyodon spathula (Mississippi paddlefish)
Lineage: Eukaryota; Metazoa; Chordata; Actinopteri; Acipenseriformes; Polyodontidae
Product: ras-related protein Rab-5C-like
Exons: 6
Coding region: 296-949 (217 amino acids)
Molecular function (GO): GTPase activity; GTP binding
Source: RefSeq, a predicted model, not a curated record
AGGAAGUAUCAGAAUCCUAGAAGAGAAGGCCGGGGCCUGUGGUGAUCUGCGGCAUAGCGAAGCUAAACUGAAACGGCAAAAAAAUAAAAAUAAUACAAGAUUAAAACACCAGAAAUCGCGGAACAGGAGAACACGAAGCACAAAACAAGUACAUCUCCACUAUAACAAGAACCCGUCUUCCGGUGGAGCUCGCUCGCUCUCCUUGCCUCAGAGUCCCUGCCUUGCUCUGUGUUCCCAGUCCUCCUGGACAUCCAGCGUUCUUUGUUUGAAGGAGCUCCUGCACUUUACUUUGGCCAUGGCAGGUCGGGGAGGCGUGGCGCGAUCAAACGGGCCGGCUCCUGGAAACAAAAUCUGCCAGUUCAAACUGGUACUCCUCGGGGAGUCUGCUGUCGGCAAAUCCAGUCUGGUGCUGCGCUUCGUCAAGGGACAGUUCCACGAGUACCAAGAAAGCACAAUCGGGGCUGCCUUCCUCACACAGACGGUCUGUUUGGACGACACAACGGUAAAAUUUGAGAUCUGGGACACGGCCGGGCAGGAGCGAUAUCACAGCCUGGCGCCGAUGUAUUACAGAGGGGCUCAGGCUGCCAUCGUUGUUUAUGACAUCACUAACACAGAUACAUUUACACGAGCUAAGAACUGGGUAAAGGAGCUUCAGAGACAAGCCAGUCCUAACAUAGUGAUCGCUUUGGCAGGCAACAAGGCUGACCUUGCAAACAAGCGAGCCGUGGAUUUCCAGGAAGCGCAGGCGUAUGCAGAUGACAACAGCUUGCUGUUUAUGGAGACUUCUGCAAAGACGGCAAUGAACGUCAAUGAAAUAUUUAUGGCCAUAGCCAAGAAGCUGCCCAAGAACGAGCCCCAGAGUGCCACUGGCACAGCGAGCCGAUCUCGAGGCGUGGACCUACAAGAGAACAGUAGUCCACAAAGCCGGAGCCAGUGCUGCAGCCCCUAACCGAGCAGGCAUCCCAGAGAGAGAGAGAGAGAGAGAGAGAGAAACACAACGACAACAAACAAAUCCAACUGAAAUCCAUUCUAACUAAUCGCACUUAACAGACCAAGCAGCUGACUAUUUUUUUUUUGUUGUGUUUUUUUUUUUUUUUUGCUGCUUUUGAUUUCUCUUUGAUCAUAGGCUGGAGGAAUUAUUCCACCACGUCGUCAUCUUUUUUUUUCUGUACAAAUACUAAUUCAAUUUUAUGUUUUAAGUCACUUUUUUAAUAUAUUAUAUGAACUUCUGCUCUUGCCUUCUCUUCCGGUGGCGGAUGCAUGUAGUGAUUUAUUCACCCCCGCCCCCCUCCAAUUAAGGGUCAGGGUGGUACUCUUUCCCUUUCAGACUUGGCAAUCUUGUAGAUUUAUUAUUAUUAUUAUUAUUAUUAUUUGUAUUAUUAUUAUUAUUAUGAAGCAAACAAUACAGGAUAUAAUUAUUAGCUUUGACAUUAUACUGUGUUCCAAUCAUGUAUGUAAAGCAAAACUAUAGUAUAUACAUAGUAUAUUAACAGUCAUUAUUUACCAGUCAGUAAUUUUGGCAUUAAGUGUAACAUUUGGGAUCUAUGAGGAAAAGAGAAAAAGUCUGAAAAUUUUUACCAAGUCACACAAUUGAGUUUUGGAUUGGGUUUUUUUUUUUAAAUGUGUUUUCUUCAGCAUGUAAUCAAUCAGUAAUUACUAUUGUCAAUACAGUACCUUCCCAAUA